AAACUGAACCCUGCACAACGUGGUCAGUUUUCACCCAUACACGCACUCACACACACACACACACACCAUCUGCGAAGAAGCGUUACCACGGUGAGCCAUUGACAUCUUCACACACCCUUUUAGAGAGAGAAUAUGUGUUUCUAGAGUGAGACUAUGGGAGGUGGUUCAGUAGGAGGAGUGAUUGUGCCGUCGGUCAAGUCGGAACCGCCUGAACCGUCGUCAGACAGGCUGGCAGUCGCUUCUUCACCUCCACCACCACCGCUGUCUCAGGAACCUCCGACGCAGCUUCCGGCGCCGGAUUCCGCUUUGGCUGUGGUGGAGGUGGAGGCAAGGGGAAAUGAUCGUGCUUCGGUGGAUGCGGCAGCGCUGGAUAAAGAUGUCUUGUGUCCGAUAUGCAUGCAGAUCAUUAAGGAUGCGUUUUUGACAUCGUGUGGUCAUAACUUCUGUUACAUGUGCAUUGCUACACAUCUUCAGAAUAAGAGCGAUUGUCCUUCGUGUGCUCAGUAUCUCACCACUAAUCAACUAUUUCCUAAUUUUUUGCUUAACAAGCUAUUGAUGAAGGCUUCAGCUUGUCAAAUAGCAAAAGGUGCAUCUCCUGUUGAACAAGUCCGUCUAGCAUUUCAACAGGGAUGCGAUGUGUCAAUCAAGGAGCUGGACAGCCUCUUAACUCUUCUUACUGAGAAGAAAAGAAAAAUGGAGCAAGAAGAAGCUGAGACAAAUCUGCAUAUUAUGCACGAAUUUUUGCAUUGCUUAAGAAGGCAGAAGCUUGAAGAGCUGAAUGAGGUACAAAAUGAUCUUCAGUACAUUAAGGAAGACAUAAGCGCCGUAGAGAGACACAGAAUAGAAUUGCAUCGAGCAAGAGAAAGAUGCUCGUUAAAACUAAGGAUGCUUUCUGAUGAUUCCACUGUAAAAACAUCAUGGCCAUCAUUGAUGGAUAAACGUAAUAGCAGCAGUAUGCCUAUGGGAAACAUCGUUGGUUCAGGAAGUCCACAAAGUAGGUUACCUGAUUUACAGGCUCCUGUAAGCUCUCUAGCACUUCAAAGAAAGGAUGCUUGCAGUGGGUCAGAUUCACAGAAUACUCAAGCAGGAGUAACUGUAGCAAGAAAAAGGCGGGUUCAUGCACAGUUUAAUGACUUGCAAGAAUGUUACCUGCAAAAGAGAAGACAUUGGGCAAAACAAACGCAGAAGCAGGAAGAAAGGGACAGUAAUCCUGUAAAAAGAGAAGGUUUUCAUACAGGACUGAAGGACUUUCAAUCUGUACUUUCUACAUUUACACGAUACAGUCGAUUGCGAGUCAUUGCUGAACUUAGGCAUGGGGAUCUUUUUCACUCAGCUGAUAUUAUAUCAAGCAUAGAAUUUGACCGAGAUGAUGAGCUUUUUGCAACUGCUGGAGUUUCACGACGAAUCAAAGUUUUUGAGUUUGCCUCUGUGGUGAAUGAACAAGCAGAUGCUCAGUUACCUGUGGUGGUGGAAAUGUCAACACGCUCCAAACUUAGUUGUUUGAGCUGGAACAAGUACACCAAAAGUCAUAUAGCCAGUAGUGAUUACGAGGGUAUUGUGACCGUCUGGGAUGUAACCACUCGCCAGAGCGUAAUGGAGUAUGAGGAGCAUGAGAAACGAGCAUGGAGUCUUGAUUUUUCACGUACUGAACCUACAAUGCUAGUAUCUGGAAGUGAUGACUGUAAGGUGAAGAUAUGGUGUACACGACAAGAGGCAAGUGUCCUUAACAUUGACAUGAAAGCAAAUAUUUGCUCAGUGAAGUAUAAUCCUGGAUCUAGCUUUCAUGUUGCGGUGGGUUCUGCAGAUCAUCAUAUUCAUUAUUAUGACUUAAGGAAUGUAAGCCAACCAUUGCAUGUUUUCAGUGGGCAUCGGAAAGCUGUUUCUUACGUAAAAUUCUUGUCCAACCAUGAGCUUGCUUCUGCAUCUACUGAUAGCACGCUGCGGUUGUGGGAUGUCAAGCAUAGUAUCCCGCUUCGUACGUUUAGAGGACAUGUGAAUGAGAAGAACUUCGUGGGUCUAACUGUGAAUAGCGAAUUCAUCGCCUGUGGCAGUGAGACUAAUGAAGUCUUUGUGUACCACAAGGCUAUUUCGAGACCUGCAGCAUCACAUGGAUUUAGUUCCGAUGCAAACGAGGGUGAGGAGCCAGGGUCGUACUUCACAAGUGCCGUUUGUUGGAAAAACGACAGUCCGACAAUGAUAACUGCAAACAGUCGGGGAACGAUUAAAGUUCUCGUUCUUGCUGAAUAGUAAGUACAUAUAAGUUUGAUGGAGUAAAAGAAGUUCCUCUUUAUGAUAUAGCAUUUUUAUCCCAGUGGCUUGGUUGAUUAAGUUAGAAUCCUUUUCAAGAUGGAAAGGCAAAUUACAUGCUUUCCACUUUGAUGUUCCUUAAAACUAGUUUUUGCUGCAAAUCCUUAUUCAAACUUCGGGUAAUCGUCAUGUAGAUUUGUUUACCUAUUUUUGUCUAGUUAAAUCCCGAUUUUACGAUC
Cynara cardunculus var. scolymus (artichoke) is the source of this 2486-nucleotide messenger RNA. RefSeq names its product E3 ubiquitin-protein ligase COP1-like. Bases 154 to 2247 code for a protein of 697 amino acids. Gene Ontology annotation, molecular function: protein binding; ubiquitin protein ligase activity. The record is from RefSeq and is a predicted model, not a curated record. The transcript has 13 exons. NCBI's taxonomy places the organism in Eukaryota, Viridiplantae, Streptophyta, Magnoliopsida, Asterales, Asteraceae. Gene Ontology annotation, biological process: proteasome-mediated ubiquitin-dependent protein catabolic process.